UUAAGUUACAUAUAUAUACACAUGACAGCUGUACGUAAAAUUCAAAAAAUCAAAUUCAACGUAUUAGAUCGGAAGAAAAAAUAUACGGAAAUUAUACUAUACUAGUUGUUGGAGGAAAAAGCUUAAAAAUGAAAACAGUUAUUACACCAGAGGUGGAUAUGCUGUUGGUGGCGCGCAGUUCACAAAACCAACGAAAAGCGAUCAUGAAUUUCGCGCCACGAAUUGGUCUUGCUGUGGUGGACUAUGCUCGCCUCGAUGAAAUCGAUCGAUUCUAUAUUGACUGUCAAAACUUUCGCGAUUAUUACCGAGACCCGUAUUCUCAAUUGCACCUUCCAAUCGCCUUUAAGAAGCACUAUGGCAAAUGCGGUCAACGGACCACAGACAAAUGCAUUCAAUUGUUUACGAAACCAACUGAAUGGGUUCGCGAACGUCAACCUGUCAUAUACCCUGUUGAAUACGGACGUCAAUUAAAUUUAGAUGAAGGCAUAAAAUUGGGCGGGCUUUACGAUGUCACGUCAUGCAUCAAGUAUAAACGUUAA
This is a messenger RNA of Glossina fuscipes, 539 nucleotides long. RefSeq lists its product as uncharacterized. NCBI's taxonomy places the organism in Eukaryota, Metazoa, Arthropoda, Insecta, Diptera, Glossinidae. The record is from RefSeq and is a predicted model, not a curated record. Bases 129 to 539 code for a protein of 136 amino acids. The transcript has a single exon.